Torulaspora delbrueckii is the source of this 1563-nucleotide messenger RNA. RefSeq names its product phosphoprotein phosphatase CDC14 (gene CDC14). Gene Ontology annotation, biological process: positive regulation of cytokinesis; microtubule cytoskeleton organization; protein dephosphorylation. Lineage: Eukaryota; Fungi; Ascomycota; Saccharomycetes; Saccharomycetales; Saccharomycetaceae. Gene Ontology annotation, cellular component: mitotic spindle pole body; centrosome; mitotic spindle midzone. Gene Ontology annotation, molecular function: protein tyrosine/serine/threonine phosphatase activity; protein serine/threonine phosphatase activity. The transcript has a single exon. The record is from RefSeq and is a predicted model, not a curated record. The coding region runs from base 1 to 1563 and encodes 520 amino acids.
AUGAGGAAAAGUGUAUACCUGGACAACACAAUAGAGUUUCUGAAAGGUCGAGUCUACCUAGGCGCAUAUGACUAUUCUCCUCAAGAUAAUGAUGAAAUAGUAUUCUUCACGGUUGAAGACUCUAUCUAUUACAAUAGUUUCCACUUGGAUUUUGGCCCCAUGAAUAUUGGACAUCUUUACAGAUUUGCUGUCAUAUUUCAUGAGAUUUUGAAUGAUCCAGAUAAUACCAACAAAGCAGUUAUCUUCUAUUCUUCGACUUCAACAAGACAAAGAGCUAAUUCUGCAUGUAUGCUUUGUUGUUAUAUGGUUCUAGUUCAAGGAUGGACUCCACAUCAAGUGUUGCAACCUUUAGCGCAAGUGGAUCCGCCUUUUAUGCCAUUUAGAGAUGCUGGCUAUUCUAAUGCUGACUUUGAGAUAACUAUUCAAGAUGUCGUCUAUGGAGUAUGGAGAGCUAAGGAGAAAAGACUCAUUGAUUUGCAUUCGUUCAAUUUGGAAUCCUAUGAAAGGUAUGAGCAUGUCGAGAAUGGUGAUUUAAACCUAUUGACAUCUGAUUUUAUUGCAUUUGCAUCACCACAAGAGGAUUCCAGGUCUAUGGGUACAACUUCAUCUAAGUCCCAUUUAAAUCAACCUUUUAGAAGUGUGUUGAAAUAUUUCGUUAACAACAAUGUACAACUAGUGGUAAGAUUAAACUCGCACCUUUACAAUAAAAAACAUUUUGAAGACGUUGGAAUUAAGCAUAUCGAUAUGAUUUUCGAGGACGGGACUUGUCCUGAUUUAUCCAUUGUUAAGAACUUUGUUGGAGCAGCAGAGACUAUCAUAAAUCAGGGCGGUAAGAUAGCCGUUCAUUGUAAGGCGGGACUUGGUAGGACUGGCUGUCUUAUUGGAGCACACCUUAUCUAUACAUAUGGUUUCACAGCUAACGAGUGCAUAGGAUUUCUAAGGUUCAUAAGACCCGGUAUGGUCGUCGGUCCUCAACAGCACUGGCUUUACUUGCAUCAAAACGAUUUUAGAGAAUGGAGAUAUACGAUGAGACUAUCGCUGGUGCCGGAUGAUAUAAUCGGUGGCCUAUACCCAAUGGUUUCCCUCGAGAAAUAUAGAAUGCAAAAAAAGAAGCUCAAGGAUCACAAGAAGAAUCACGAAUCGGGCCAAGAUGAUAAUGACCUGGCUAUGACACCCCCAAGUGUAAACAAAAUAUCUAAUAACUUCCGUACUUCGGCAGUCCCGCAAAACUCACCUGGUCAGCCAAGAAAGAGUCAAAAUGGUAGUAACACUAUAGAAGAUCUGAAUAAGAAAAUGACCAAGACUGCAGUUAGCUCUAAGGGCAACCUGGGGAUGCGUUCGGAUGCUGUAGAGGAUAAUAAUUCGGAUGACGAAAUGCAAGUGGAAGCAAGCGAGACAGCCUCUAGUAAGAUGACUAGCAGGCUCCCCAAGAGCUCAUCGAAUGAUGGAGAAGACGCCAUCCUACGACAACUGUUACCGAAGAAUAGACGUGUCACUUCUGGUAGGAGAACUGCCAGUGCAAGCGGUGGUGUCAGAAAGAUUAGCGGUACUAUUAAAAAAUGA